Tripterygium wilfordii is the source of this 3731-nucleotide messenger RNA. RefSeq names its product guanylate-binding protein 1-like. The coding region runs from base 217 to 3420 and encodes 1067 amino acids. The record is from RefSeq and is a predicted model, not a curated record. Gene Ontology annotation, molecular function: GTPase activity; GTP binding. The transcript is spliced from 14 exons. Lineage: Eukaryota; Viridiplantae; Streptophyta; Magnoliopsida; Celastrales; Celastraceae.
CCCCUCUCAUGUUAAAAAAAAAAUCCCCAAUUCCGUUUCCCUCCCCAAUUUUAAACCAUCGCCAGUCGCACCGAGACACCGACCUUCUCUAUCAUCUGUAAAAGCGAGUCGAAAGAAAGCUAAAACGCAACGGCAGAAAAACGAAACAGCGGAAGAGAAACAAGCGACACAAAAAGAGAAGAAAACUAGAAGAAGAAACACAGAGUGGCUAGCACGAUGAUUAAAUUUUUCAACAGAGGGAAGGAAAUAGCCACCGAUUCCUCACCGUCUUUUUCUCCGUCCGUCUCUUCGACGCCUCCCUCUUCGUCUUCUCCAGUGACGGGUCCUGCCAGGCCUAUCCGGUUGGUCUACUGCGAUGAGAAGGGCAAAUUUCGUAUGGAUCCGGAAGCCGUGGCUACGUUGCAGCUCGUCAAGGAACCUAUUGGCGUCGUUUCGGUGUGUGGCCGGGCUCGUCAGGGCAAAAGCUUCAUAUUAAAUCAGCUUCUUGGGAGAAGUAGUGCAUUUCAAGUGGCAUCGACCCACCGACCGUGCACAAAAGGUCUUUGGUUGUGGAGUACACCGAUAAAGAGAACUGCUAUUGAUGGGACUGAAUACAAUCUUUUGCUACUAGAUAGCGAAGGGAUAGAUGCUUAUGAUCAGACGGGAACAUACAGCAUUCAGAUAUUUUCCUUAGCCGUCCUCUUAUCUAGCAUGUUCAUUUAUAAUCAGAUGGGUGGUAUAGAUGAGGCUGCACUUGAUCGUCUCUCUCUAGUCACCCAAAUGACAAAACACAUUCGCGUCAGAUCCUCUGGAGGGACUACGGCUUCUGAACUCGGGCAACUCUCCCCAAUCUUUGUUUGGCUUCUAAGGGACUUCUACUUGGACCUGGUCGAGGAGAAUCAGAAAAUAACGCCUCGCGACUAUCUAGAGCUUGCUUUGCGUCCUGUUCAGGGUAGCGGAAAAGAUAUAGGUGCAAAAAAUGAGAUUCGAGACUCCAUUAGAGCUCUUUUUCCAGAUAGAGAAUGCUUUACACUUGUGAGGCCUUUAAACCGGGAAAAUGAUCUCCAGCGACUGGAUCAAAUUUCGCUCGACAGACUAAGGCCUGAGUUUAGAUCUGGGCUGGAUGCAUUGACAAAAUUCGUGUUCGAGAGAACAAGGCCCAAGCAGCUUGGGGCUACUGUGAUGACAGGUCCGGUUCUUGUUGGUAUUACAGAGUCUUAUCUGGCUGCUCUGAAUAAUGGUGCAGUUCCAACAAUAUCCUCUUCAUGGCAGAGUGUUGAAGAAGUGGAGUGUCGCAAAGCAUUUGACUCUGCUACGGAGUCUUAUUUGUCUAGUUUUGACCGCUCAAAGCCAAUUGAGGAAGUUGCUUUGAGGGAAGCACAUGAUGAGGCUGUUCAAAAAGCAUUAGCUGUCUUUAGUACAAGUGCUGUUGGGGUUGGUUCAGCUAGGAAGAAGUAUGAGGGCCUUCUCCAGAAGUUCUUCAAAAAGGCAUUUGAGGAUUAUAAGAGGAAUGCAUUUAUGGAGGCAGACUUACAAUGUUCAAGUGCCAUACAGAGCAUGGAAAAGAGGCUUAGAGCGGCUUGCUUUGCUUCCAAUGCAAACAUAGAUAAUGUUGUGAAAGUUCUUGAUGCCCUUCUAUCGGAGUAUGAAGCAUCUUGCCAUGGCCCAGUGAAAUGGCAGAAGUUAGCAGUUUUCCUUCAACAAAGCUUGGAUGGCCCAGUUUUUGACCUUGCCAAGAGGCUUGCUGAUCAAAUUGGAUCAGAAAAGAGUUCUCUCCUGUUGAAAUACCGAUCUAUCGAAGAUAAGAUGAAGUUGCUUAAUCAGCAAUUAGAAGCUAGCGAGAAAUACAAAUCAGAAUAUCUGAAGCGAUAUGAUGAUGCUAUUAAUGAGAAGAACAAGCUUUCUGCUGACUACGUUGGCCGCAUAACAAAUUUGCAGAGUAAUUACAGUUCACUGAAUGAGAGGUGUUCUAGCUUGAUGAAAGCAUUGGAUUCUGCCAGGCAAGAGACUUCGGACUGGAAAAGAAAAUAUGAUCAGCUGAUUUCAAAGCAGAAAGCUGAGGAGGAUCAGGCCAGUUCAGAAAUUGCACUUCUGAAGUCCAGGAGCAGUGCUGCGGAUGCAAGGCUGGCUGCUGCUCAGGAGCAAGUUAAGUCUGCUCAAGAGGAGUCAGAUGAGUGGAAACGGAAGUAUGAUGUUGCCGUUAGAGAAGCAAAAGCUGCUCUUGAGAAGGCAGCAAUUGUUCAAGAACGUGCCAAUAUGGAAACGCAACUUAGAGAGGAUACACUACGAGAGGAGUUCUCCGGCAGUUUGGCUGCAAAGGAGGAUGAAAUAAAGGAGAAAAAGGCAAGGCUUGAGCACGCUGAGCAGUGUUUGACAACUCUAAAAUUAGAGUUGGAGGCUGCAAGGUCAAAAAUGAAGAGCUAUGAUGUGGAGAUAACAUCACUGAAACUUGAAAUCAAAGAGUUGGGUGAAAAGUUUGAGACUGUUAGUGCUAAGGCCCAAUCAUUUGAGAGAGAAGCAAGGAUAUUAGAGCAGGAGAAGAUCCAUCUGGAGCAAAAGUACCAAUCGGAAUUCAAGAGGUUUGAUGAAGUCCAGGAACGAUGUAAACUUGCUGAAAAGGAAUCUAAGAGGGCAACUGAAUCGGCUGAAAAAGCUCAGUCUGAAGCCGUUGCAGCACGGAGAGAAAUGAAUGAGAUUCAGAAGUUGGCAAUGGAAAGAUUGACCCAAAUUGAGAGAGCAAAUAGGACUCUUGAAAGUUUGGAGAGAGAGAAAACUGACUUGAUGAAUGAAUUAGAUAGAGUACGUGUAUCCGAGAUGAAUGCGCUUUCCAAAGUUACAACUCUAGAGAUAAGAGUUGAAGCAAGAGAGAAAGAAAUCGAGUCAUUAUUGAAGUCAAACAACGAGGAUAGGGCAACUAAUGUUAAAGUCCUUAAAAAUCUUCUGGAAGAGGAACGUGCAGCCCAUGGUGUUGCAAACCAUAGGGCAGAAACCUUGUCUAUUCAAUUGCAGGACGCACAGACAAAGCUUGAUGCACUCCAACAACAGUUGACUGCAGUUCGUUUCAAUGAAACAGCACUGGACGGUAAGCUUAAGACUACUUCCCAUGGGAAACGUCUGAGAGAGCAUGACUUUGAAGUGGGUGUGGGUUCUGUUCAAGACAUGGGCACAAAUGACAAAAGUUUAAGAGGAAAUAAGAGAUCUAGAAGCACAACAAGCCCUUUAAAGCACAAGCAGCCGGAAGAUGGUGGUUCUGUGUUCAUGGAUGAUGCAGACACUCAGAGUCAAAAUACUGAUCAAGAAGACUACACCAAGUUUACUGUGCAGAAACUUAAGCAGGAGCUCACGAAGCAUAAUUUCGGUGCUGAGCUACUUCAGUUGAGGAAUCCCAACAAGAAAGACAUCAUUGCUUUGUAUGAGAAAUGUUUUCUCCAGAAGUCUUGACAUUCCAUUGGGCUUGUACAGCUUGAGUGCAUGUAACGUAUUUGCAAUUUAAUUGUUCCUGCGGUUUGUUAGCCUAGACUUGAAAGGUAGUUUAAUAGUCUGCUUCCUUGAAAUUCUCUUCAGUUUUAGCGCAGGGUAUAUGAUUUUUGUGUGAUAAGAGGAUUCCAUCAUUCUACUUUUUUACUAACAUGAGCAUUUUCUUUAGCAUUUGACAUAGGUUGGAACUGUUCCCUGAAUUUGAAUUAGUAGUGAUUGUACAAUACUUGGUUUGUUUGAUUGUGUUUUAUUUUAAGUUGGAUUGAUUGAAUUCA